Messenger RNA from Myodes glareolus (Bank vole), 973 nucleotides. Its product is annotated as olfactory receptor 4C15-like. Gene Ontology annotation, cellular component: membrane. NCBI's taxonomy places the organism in Eukaryota, Metazoa, Chordata, Mammalia, Rodentia, Cricetidae. Gene Ontology annotation, molecular function: olfactory receptor activity; G protein-coupled receptor activity. Gene Ontology annotation, biological process: G protein-coupled receptor signaling pathway. The record is from RefSeq and is a predicted model, not a curated record.
AUGAACACAUUUUACUUCCAUCUUCUUCUUGAGAAUCAUGCAAAACCAGAGCUUUAUUAAUGAGUUCAUACUCCUGGGGCUAUCUCAGAACACAAAAGUAGAGAAAAUAUUGUUUGUUGUGUUUUUGCUAGUCUACCUUGCAACUAUUGGUGGCAACACAAUAACCGCAGCAGCAAUUAUCUACAGCCCUGCACUGCUGGGAGCACCCAUGUACUUCUUUUUGGUAUUUCUGUCAUUACUAGAUGCCUGUACUUCUACUGUUGUAACACCCAUGAUGAUCGUAGGUUUCUUCUACGAAAGGAAGACCAUCUCCUUUGAAGGCUGCAUAGUACAACUAUUUGCCAUACACUUCUUUACUGCUGUAGAGGUGAUUAUCCUGUCGGUUAUGGCUUAUGACCGUUAUGUGGCCAUUUGCAAGCCCUUACACUACUCCUCCAUCAUGAACAGGAGGCUCUGCGUUCUUUUGGUUGGGGUAGCAUGGAUUGGGGGAUUCUUGCAUUCUAUCAUACAAAUUAUUUUCACCCUGAAGUUACCCUUUUGUGGACCUAAUAUCAUUGAUCAUUACAUGUGUGACUUGUUCCCAUUAUUGAAGCUUGCUUGCACUGAUACACACAUUUUUGUUAUUUUAGUAUUUGCCAAUAGUGGUUCUAUCUGCAUCAUUAUCUUCUCCCUAUUACUUGUCUCCUAUGGCGUCAUCUUGUUCUCUCUGAGAGCCCACAGUUCUGAAGGACGACGUAAAGCUCUCUCCACCUGUGGAUCCCAUAUUAUAGUUGUUGUUUUGUUCUUUGUCCCAUGCAUAUUAAUAUAUGCACGACCUUCAUCACCAUUCUCUUUUGAGAAAAACACACUUAUAUUUGCCAAUGUCCUGACACCAUUGCUCAAUCCAAUGGUUUACACAUUCAGGAAUAAAGAAAUGAAGAAUUCCAUCAGCAAAAUUUGGAAAAGACUGAUAGUAGUUUCUGAUAAAUAUUAA